AUGGCGGCGGAGGUGAAGGCUUGGGAGUUGCAGAUUCCAGGUUCGAAUCCAAGCGAGGUCCGUUGGUGUUCCCGGAGGUAUAAGGCCGCUGGGGGCGAAGGCCCGUUGGCGUCGAAUUUGAUUGCAGUUAUUGGGAACGAGAUUGAAGUCGGAAAACCGAGGCUUCCCCUUCAGCGUGACGCUCCUAAUCCUCGGGAACCGGCGGGCGACGAUCUCCGGCGAGACGGAGUAGCAGUUCCCUAUGAAUACGUGGCGGCGUACCAAUCAGUUUUGCACGACCCGAUCGAGCCUUUCAUCUCUGAUGAACAGAAAAUCGCUGGAAAAGACGAUGAUGUGUACCACUUCAUCAGUCUCGGCCAGUGCUCCAACGACCUUGAUUGGCUCAAACUGGUUGGACCGGUGAUACAGGAACGCAUCGAGAAGUGUGCCUAA
Molecule: messenger RNA, 432 nt
Organism: Linum tenue
Lineage: Eukaryota; Viridiplantae; Streptophyta; Magnoliopsida; Malpighiales; Linaceae
Source: the annotation of a GenBank genome assembly